Messenger RNA from Pygocentrus nattereri (red-bellied piranha), 3732 nucleotides. RefSeq names its product spermatogenesis associated 5 (gene afg2a). Bases 116 to 2464 code for a protein of 782 amino acids. NCBI's taxonomy places the organism in Eukaryota, Metazoa, Chordata, Actinopteri, Characiformes, Serrasalmidae. The record is from RefSeq and is a predicted model, not a curated record. Gene Ontology annotation, cellular component: cytoplasm. The transcript has 15 exons. Gene Ontology annotation, molecular function: ATP binding; ATP hydrolysis activity.
CGCUGUGUGGCGGUGGAGCUGCAUGAGGGAGAAGCGCUCACAUGUAGCUCAGUCAGUUUAACGUAGAGUUGAAUUCAGAGCCAAACGCUAGGAUUCACAGUGUCGAGAGGACAACAUGUCCUCAAAGAAAAGCAAAGCGAAAGGGAGGAAGACACAGGACGGAGAAAAAAGCGACCUCAGUAAAGAGAAGUCAGGAGACGGAGACGGUUUAGAGGCAGACUGUGUCUCUGUGACUGAGUUCAUAGAGAAAGCUGAAGAGAAGGCUCCAAAACGAUGCAGGCCCUAUCUGGCCCAGCUGAGUUUAAACACAAUGAAGAGUGUGAACGCCUGCAUCGGACGACCUGUCCUCAUCACCAGCAUGACAGGACAGCAGGAGGUGUGUGUGGCAUGGCCUGCAGCUCAGUUCCCCGGGAGGAGAGUGGGCCUGAUGCCUGACACUCAGAGCAGCCUGAGGGUGAAGAGCGGAGCCACAGUUAAACUACAGCCUGUCACGGGGGCCAUCCUGCAGGCAGAGGAGCUCCAGCUUUCCCUGGGAAAGGAAGAUGAGACUCUCAGUACAGAAGAGUUCAGCAGCUUCCUCUUACGAUCAUUAGAUGGCAGAAUUCUUCUUCCUGGCAGUUCUCUCUCCGUGUCUUACUUUGGACGUAAGUGUCAUAUCAGAGUGGACUCUGUGAAGGGUGUAGACGGGGUCACCCUCUUGCCUCUCUCCCCUCUUUCUGACCCCUGCCAGCCGUCUGUGCUGGACACCACUCCUCUGGAUCUGUCUCUGCAGCUGGGUCAGUUGACCCUAAACCACUUGUCGCCCAGUCCAUUGGCCAGCACACCGAGCCGACCUCUUGACUCUUCGUCUCUGACUUCUCACCCUCCAACUACUCCUUUUAAACUGAACGAGACGUCUCUUAGUGUCCGGUCACUGCCAGACAGCCCCUUGCCCUCCAUGCCAGAUCAAUCUGUGGGAGUAGAGAAGAGCGAGAUGGAGAUCCAGCUGCUCUCUAAUUCUAGUGUGUUGGAUCUGCCGCCCUCUGCUGUCCGUUCUGGAAGUGACAAUUUUUAUGCUGUCUGCUGCUCUACCAGGCUGAGUUUCAGCCACACGCAGGCUCAGGCAACCGAGGAUGAGGGUCAGGAGCGGGCAAAGGUCACAUACAGUAUGAUAGGAGGAUUGAGCGCUCAGCUCCAGGUGAUCAGGGAGACGAUCGAGCUGCCAUUGAGACACCCGGAGAUCUUCCAAAAGUACGGAAUCCCGCCCCCUAGAGGAGUGCUGCUGUAUGGUCCUCCCGGCACAGGCAAGACCAUGAUCGGACGUGCAGUGGCCAAUGAGGUGGGAGCGCACAUGACCGUAAUCAACGGGCCAGAGAUUAUGAGCAAGUUUUAUGGUGAGACUGAGGCCCGUCUCCGCCAGAUAUUUGCAGAGGCCUCAAAGAGGCAGCCUGCCAUCAUCUUUAUCGACGAACUGGAUGCUCUGUGCCCGAAGAGAGAGGAAGCCCAAAACGAGGUGGAGAAACGGGUCGUCGCUUCUCUCCUCACGCUAAUGGACGGCAUCGGAUCUGAAGGUCAUAGCGGUCAGCUGUUGGUUCUUGGGGCGACCAACAGGCCUCACGCGCUGGACCCGGCCUUGCGGCGUCCAGGGCGUUUUGAUAAGGAGCUGGAGGUGGCCGUUCCUGGAGCAGAGGGCCGGAUGGAUAUCCUGCAGAAGCAGCUGCGUUCUGUCCCUUGCGAGGUCAGCACAGAGGAACUACAGGAACUAGCCGACGCGGCGCAUGGAUAUGUAGGAGCUGACCUCGCUGCUGUCUGCAAGGAGGCUGGGCUUCAUGCAUUGAGGAGAGUUUUGGGCUCUGUCCCAACCCUCACCGACCCUGAGGUGAUGGACAAAGUGAAGGUCACAACCUCUGACCUCAGACUAGCCAUGACGCACGUUAAACCUAGCGCCAUGAGAGAAGUCGCUAUUGAUGUGCCAAAGGUGCGUUGGAGUGACGUUGGUGGCAUGGAUGAUGUAAAGCUGAAGCUGAAACAGGCUGUUGAGUGGCCCCUGAAGCACCCAGAAGCUUUCACUCGGCUGGGCAUUGCACCCCCUAAAGGAGUCCUGCUGUAUGGCCCUCCCGGCUGCUCCAAAACCAUGAUUGCCAAAGCACUCGCGAACGAGAGCCAGCUCAACUUCCUCGCCAUUAAGGGUCCUGAGUUACUGAGUAAAUAUGUGGGAGAGUCUGAGCGAGCCGUUCGGGAGGUUUUCCGGAAAGCGAGGGCAGUGGCUCCUUCCAUUGUGUUCUUUGAUGAGAUUGAUGCUCUGGCUGUAGAGAGGAGCAGCUCGUCCCGAUCCAGUGGUGUAGGUGACCGUGUGUUAGCCCAGUUGCUAACGGAGAUGGAUGGAAUUGAGCAGCUCAAAGACGUCACUGUUCUUGCUGCAACCAACAGGCCGGACAUGAUCGACAAGCCAGCUCUUCCAGUUCAGCAGGAUUGUAGUGGUUGAAGCUCAAGAAAUGACUCAGGAAAAGGAGAAACCGCAAAAUGUGCGAGACCUACACCAGUUUAGUGUGGUUCUAGUCCAAAAUCCCCUCGAGAAGAUCCAUAAACCUCAUAAACCGCCAGAGGAAGAGCAUUAUUUCUGCAGAAGCCGCCAGAACAGGAAGCUCUCAACACUCACAGCGAGAAUUCUUUUUAUUGUUCUGUUUGUGCAUGAAGAUUGGCGUUAAUAGUGCGGUCAGGGAAAGAAAGGAAUGUCCAUUGCAUUCCCUUGCUAAAGACAAACUUACGCAAUAAUAAUUUUGAGACGUUAAUUAAAAAGAAUUUACUUUGUAAUGCUUUCAUGUGGAAUUUUUGGUUUGUUUGAGUGUCUCAAGGGUUUGCAGUGGAAAACCUAAGAUCAUUUGUUUAUGUCUCAAGGUCUCUGAUGAAGCAGCAUGGCAUCUCUUAAUGCUAACGCUAUUAUCACUAUUCAAAAGGAAACAAACCCAGAAAAAUUGCGACAGUAGGUAAAAUGCAAAUAAAACAGAAAACAGUGAUUUGUAAAUCUACUUAAACUUUCGUUUAGAUGAAAAUUGUGUAAAGACGGUGUUUAUUGUUUUAUUUUUUACCUUUUUGAAUAGUUUUUUUCUAAGUUUACUCGCUUUCUGAAACUGAGGUGUGUAACACAUUACAAAGUUGGGAUAGGGCUGUUUAAGACUUGGAGCAAUCAUUCCUGGGUGAUGAAAGGAGCAUGAAGAUAAUAGUUUAGAAAACCCUUCUCAAUAAACACUGUCAAACUUUACUAUGCAAAGCAGAAGCCGCCAACUUCUCUGGGCUAAAGCUCAUCUGAGAUGGACUGACGCGAGUGGAAACGUGUGCUCUGGUCUGACAAGCCCACCUUUCAAAUUUAACUUGGAAAUGCGUGCCGUGUUAUCCAGGCCAAAGAGGAAAAAGAUCAUCCUGAUUAUUACCACAUAUACAUAUGUAUUUUGAAGCAACAUAUGCUGCCAUCUAAACAACGUCUUUUUCAAGGACAUCCUUGCUUGUUUCAAGACGAUGCUGAGCCACAGGUUGCAAGUUACAACAGUGUGGCUUUGUAGUGAGAAUGUGCAGGUGCUGGAGUGUCCUGUCUGCAGUCCAGAACUGUUUCCCACGGAAAACCUGGCUCAUUAUGAAGUGAACCAUAUGACAAUGGAGACACAUUGGAGACACAAUACACAUUCACAACUACAAUUGAUGUCCUCAGUUCCCAAACAAAUACUGAACAUUAUUAAAAGGAAAGGUGAUGUAAUA